Seminavis robusta is the source of this 966-nucleotide messenger RNA. The record is from the annotation of a GenBank genome assembly. Lineage: Eukaryota; Bacillariophyta; Bacillariophyceae; Naviculales; Naviculaceae.
GCAGAAGGAAAAUUGGGAAAAGAUUCCCUAGUCUUGAAACUGCUGGGAGGCAGAAGGAAAAUUGGGAAAAGAUUCCUUAGUCUUGAAACUGCUGGGAGGGGACACCGCGAAGAACAUGAAGCGUGGAUAUCAAUGGGGAAAACUUGCGAUGGAAGUGUGCAUCAAAGGAGAAUGGAAAGUCAAAGAGAAACAAGAAGAAUUUUUGAUUGUUCAGCUUUUGGGAGUUGGCGGGACGUCCAGAGUCUGGCAGGCCGUCGUCAUGGAUGGUUCCAGCAACAGACAAGCGGCGUUCUUCUGUGCAAUCAAGUACUGGAUCAAAGUGUACAAUAAAGAGAACCACGAGACCUUGAGUUCCAUGGAUGCAGAGAAGGAAUCGCAAGUAGCCGCAAAAAAGGAGGUUACCUUCUAUCGCCAGAUCUACAGCAACCAAGAUGGCGUUGAUCUCUCCGAGUAUGUGGGGAAAGUCAAACUUAACUAUUGCUGGUGCGUGAUCCUUCCCUUCUUCAAGCCAAUUCAAAAACCACAGCGCCAGGAAGCCUUGCAGAAGAUUGAACAGUUGCUCCGGAAACAGUUUUACCGGUACGACGAGACGACCAAGAAGCAUGUAUCCUAUCAGUUCGGCGAAAGCGAUCGGCGCUGGCGUCAUGUAGGCCUGUGGGGUGAGAAAGUUGUGCUUUUCGACCUGGCGGAUCUGGAUGCAAAAGACGUGAAUAGCGAGAAUGAUCACUUACUUUGACUAUGUGAAAAAGCACGUAGAGGAGUUGAGAAAGCGGGUUGGUAUGUAACAGAACAAGGUCGCAGAUGAAGCCGGAUCAUCUCUCUCGAAACUUUAUUCGCUUCGACUCAUUCAGCGAGCCAGUAUUUUGGUGGGGUUCAUUUUGAAAACAAACUUUACUAGGCCAGGUAUAUCUUGUACAACCCAGGUGCUACCGGUAGGGUACUUUUGGUGCUGAACUAUUGUAGGAA